This is a messenger RNA of Trypanosoma grayi, 624 nucleotides long. Its product is annotated as amastin. The coding region runs from base 1 to 624 and encodes 207 amino acids. NCBI's taxonomy places the organism in Eukaryota, Euglenozoa, Kinetoplastea, Trypanosomatida, Trypanosomatidae. The record is from RefSeq and is a predicted model, not a curated record. The transcript has a single exon.
AUGUCGAAGUCAAAGUCGUUCUUCAACAAGCCGUACAGCAGGCACAUUGGCGCAACAACGCUGCUUCUCGCCUGCGUUCUCUCCUUAAUCUUCGUCGUCAUCGGCACACCGCUCGGCGUGCUCAAGAUGAAGGACCCACCGUACAGCUGCUACACACUGUGGGGUACGCGCCCGUGCAACAGCCCCAACUACGACGACCGCGUUGAGUGGGACCCGUGCACCGCCCGGCGUCACCGCUUCGAGUUCGGGGAGGCGUGCAGCAUACUCUCCAUGGCCUUCUUCGUCGCGAAUUUCAUCGCCUGCUGGUACUGCAUCGGUGGCGCCGACAUUAAAUGGUGGAUCGUCGGCAUCUCGGUGUUUAGCAUCGCCUCGUGCACAGUGCCGUGGGCGGUGGUGGCAUCCAUCUACCACGUGGAGUUCUGCGGUAGUGGAAAGUACACACAUAUGAACACCAAAUACGACGCCGGUUUCGCGCUGCUCGUUACGGGUUUCGUCGUGCAGUGCGUCGGCGUCAUUGCGUUCGUGGUGCUGGAGAAGCGCCCCGAAUCGUGGGAGUCGGGGGGCGGCAGGAAGAACGGGCGGCGCGAGGAUGACGAGGAGAACAACACACCGACCGCGUAUUAA